CACACCACCUGCACAAUUGUAUAUACAGAUGCUAUCUAAUUCUUCUUUCAUACUUGAGAAAUGCUUAUUUAUCUGCACUAUACAAUUGUUGUCUAUAGUUAUUCUCUGUUUCUCCCAAGAAGCUCUUGUGUUGAAGUAAAAAUCUGUGUAAUCUUCUCUGUUGCUAGAAGUUGGACUGGCUUGCUUUCGAUGUCCCCAUUCCUUGUGUUAAACUGACAAUCAUUCUAAGGGCAUGCACUUGUUAUUUCUGUUCAGAUUGGCCAUCUACAAUUCUUUUUUAAUUUAAGGUUCAGCACUUGGAAUUCGUGAUGGCUGAGAAAAUGAUCAAUGUUGUUGCUUCUUCCUCUGGAUCUGCUUCUAAGGUAUUCCCUAAAAAAUAUGACGUUUUUCUAAGCUUUCGAGGUGAGGACACCCGAAGGAACUUCACAUGCCAUCUUUACGAAGCUUUGAUGCAAAAGAAAAUUAAAACCUAUAUAGAUGAACAACUUGAAAAGGGAGAUCAAAUCGCACUAGCACUCACCAAAGCCAUCGAAGAUUCUUGUAUAUCUAUUGUCAUCUUCUCAGAUAACUAUGCUUCCUCAAAGUGGUGCUUGGGUGAACUCUUCAAGAUCUUGGAAUGCAAGAAAGAAAAAGGACAGAUUGUGAUACCAGUGUUUUACAAUAUAGAUCCAUCCCAUUGAGGAAGCAAAUUGGGAGCUAUAAGCAAGCCUUUGCAAAACUUGAGGGAGAGCCUGAAUGCAAACAAAUGGAAAGAUGCUCUUACUGAAGCAGCAAAUUUAGUUGGGUUGGACUCUAAAAAUUAUAGGAAUGAUGUUGAAUUGCUUAAGGACAUUGUUAGAGCUGUUUCGGAAAAAUUGCCUCGCAGAUACCAAAACCAAAGUAAAGGAUUGGUUGGAAUUGAGGAACAUUAUAAACGGAUUGAAUCAUUUCUAAAUAAUGGGUCUAGUGAAGUUAGAACCCUUGGAAUAUGGGGCAUGGGUGGCAUAGGUAAAAGCACCCUUGCUACUGCUUUAUAUAAUGAAUUGUCUCCUGAGUUUGAAGGUCAUUGCUUCUUCAUAAAUGUUUUUGAUAAGUCUGAAAUGAGUAAUCUCCAGGGUAAAAGAGUUUUCAUUGUCUUGGAUGACGUGGCUACCUCUGAGCAAUUAGAAAAGCUAAUUGGAGAAUAUGAUUUUUUGGGACUAGGAAGUAGGGUCAUUGUUACGAGUAGAAAUAAGCAAAUGCUUAGCCUAGUUGAUGAAAUAUAUUCAGUCGAGGAAUUGAGCUCUCAUCACUCCCUUCAGCUUUUCUGUUUGACUGUUUUUGGAGAAGAACAACCUAAAGAUGGAUAUGAAGAUCUAUCAAGAAGAGUAAUUUUCUAUUGCAAAGGUAUUCCUUUGGCUUUAAAAAUUUUGGGUAAAAGUCUUCGUCAAAAAUGUAAAGACGCAUGGGAAAGUGAAUUGAGAAAAAUUCAAAAGAUUCUAAAUGUGGAAAUUCAUAAUGAAUUAAAAUUGAGUUAUUAUGACUUAGAUUGUUCACAAAAAGAGAUCUUUUUAGACCUUGCAUGCUUCUUCAAAGGAGGAAAAAGAGAUUGGGUAGCAGGAUUAUUGGAAGCUUUUGGUUUCUUUCCAGCAUCUGAGAUAGAAGUACUUUUAGAUAAAUCUCUCAUAAGAAUUUCAAAAUACAAUGAGAUAGAAAUGCAUGACUUGACACAAGAAAUGGGUCGAGAAAUUAUUCGUCAACAAUCUAUCAAAGAUCCUGGAAGACGAAGCAAGUGCAAUUGCUUUUAUUUGAUAAUACAUGGAACUGAUGUUGUUGAAGGCAUAAUUUUAAAUCUGCAUAAAUUAACUGGGGAUCUAUUUUUGAGCUCCGAUUCCCUUGCAAAGAUGACUAACCUGAGAUUUCUUCGAAUCCACAAAGGGUGGCGGAGUAACAACCAAUUUAAUGUGUUCCUUAGUAAUGGUCUUGAGUCAUUGUCUAACAAAUUGAGGUACCUUCAUUGGGAUGAAUGUUGUCUUGAGUCUUUGCCGUCUAACUUUUGCGCUGAACAACUUGUAGAGAUUUCCAUGCCUCGUAGCAAGCUCAAAAAGCUCUGGGAUGGGGUUCAGAACCUCGUGAGUUUAAAGACCAUUGACCUUCAAGAGUCUCGAGACUUGAUUGAGAUCCCAGACUUAUUUAUGGCCAAAAAACUUGAAAGAGUAUAUCUUAAUCAUUGUAAAAGCUUGUAUCAGAUCCAUCUAAAUUCCAAAUCUCUCUAUGUACUUGACCUCUUAGGUUGUUCUUCUCUCAAGGAAUUCACGGUGACAUCAGAGGAAAUGAUAGAUUUGAUGUUAUCUCACACUGCUAUAUGUACAUUGUCAUCACCAAUUGAUCACUUAUUGUCUUUAGAAGUGUUAGACCUAAGUGGAACUAAUGUUGAGAUCUUGCCUGCAAACAUAAAAAACCUUUCAAUGAUGAGAAAGCUAAAAUUAGAUGAUUUCUGUACGAAACUCAUGUAUCUGCCGGAGCUUCCACCAUCCCUAACAGAGCUUCAUUUAAAUAAUUGUCAGAGACUCAUGUCUCUACCGAAGCUUCCAUCAUCCCUGAGAGAGCUUCAUUUAAAUAAUUGUUGGAGACUUGUGUCCUUGCCGAAACUUCCACCAUCCCUAAGAGAGCUUCACUUAAAUAAUUUUUGGAGACUCAUGUCUUUGCCGAAGAUUCCACCAUCCCUAAGAGAGCUUCAUUUAAAUAAUUGUCGGAGACUGGUAUCCCUGCCGAAGCUUCCACCAGGGGUGAAAGAGGUGAGUGCCAUCAACUGCAUUUCUCUUAAGACAGAUAUAACUCAACGGCUAGUGUUACAACACAUGUAUCAGAGUCGCAUACCCUACUUAAACAAAGACCCUACAUACCGUGAGGAUGAAUACUUCUUCUUCCCUGGAGAUCAUGUCACAAACAGCAAGUAUGGAUUUCAUACAGAAGAGAGUUCAAUAACUAUUCCUUAUCUUCCAAAAUCUCAUUUAUGUGGUUUCAUUUAUUGCAUCAUUCUUUUGGAGGGAUCAGUCUUAAAAGAUAACCGGUUUUCUUGCGCUAUCUAUCGAGAUGAUAUGCUGAUCAGUUUGGACCAUCGCAGGAUUAUAGGCUGCGAAAAAUUGAUUUCAGAUCACGUAUUAUUUUGGUAUCAUGAUAUCAACAAAUUUGGCGGAAUAAGUGAAGUGUAUGAUCAUUUCUGCCACAUAACAUUUGUAUUUAAAUUUAAUUACAAUAAAGAGAGCAUAAAAGGAUGUGGGGUCUUUCCAGUGUACGAGUCAAAUCUUUUAUAUACAAUGAGAGAACUGGAUCCUCUCCCACAACUUUUGUCUCCAGCAAAAGAAACCAAAAAAAAAAAUUGUUUGCCCUUCAAAGCAAGACUCAGAGGAUUCUGUAACAGUAACGGUGGUGGUCGUUGAUCAGCGAAUCAUCAGCCAGGAGUGUGUCGAUCACCUUCAGGAGGUGCUUCUAAGCCUUGUAAGUUCAGUCCGACUCGCAGGUACGGAUCGCAAACAAAAGCGCCCCGUGCAGAUCAUGCGCACUCAGGAUCUGGUUUGAGGUUAGCGGAAUGUGUGCGUGUGGUAACAAGGGCAUAAUGACGUUGUUGAGGGACCAAACGAUUAGGUUGUGGUCUGAUCAGAACAACAACCACAAGUUUGUGAGUUCAAAGAUUCUGCUAGGUUACACGAGCUUUGUAGGACCUUUGGAGUGGAUUCCCCCGAACACAUCAUUCCUGCAAGGACACUCUGGUCUUUGUCUGGGACUUAAACACGGGUGAAAAGGUCCACACUCUCAAGGGCCAUCAAUUGCAAGUCAUUGACAUUAUGUUUGAUGAUGUGCAUGCUGUAUCCUCUUCUUUUGAUCGGUAUAAGGUUUUAAAUUUCAUCAUCAAUUUUUUUAAUUCUAAUUCUGCUUCUUGUUGCUUGGAUUCUAUGUUCUAAAAUCUCCUAAUACUAUGCUUCAAUUUUGGUCCAAUUUUUGGACACUA
This is a messenger RNA of Glycine soja, 3970 nucleotides long. RefSeq names its product disease resistance protein TAO1-like. The record is from RefSeq and is a predicted model, not a curated record. NCBI's taxonomy places the organism in Eukaryota, Viridiplantae, Streptophyta, Magnoliopsida, Fabales, Fabaceae. Gene Ontology annotation, molecular function: ADP binding. Gene Ontology annotation, biological process: signal transduction; defense response.